Oryctolagus cuniculus (rabbit) is the source of this 1172-nucleotide messenger RNA. The record is from RefSeq and is a predicted model, not a curated record. NCBI's taxonomy places the organism in Eukaryota, Metazoa, Chordata, Mammalia, Lagomorpha, Leporidae.
CCGGAUCGUGCCCAGGACCGAGGCCCUGCGAGUCCUCGGAGCGCGCAGUCCCCGCCCCUGUGCCCUGCCUGUCCGCAGGUCUGCGCGUCGGUGGUGGCCAGCGCCCCGGGAGGCCUGAGAGGAGGAGCCAGCUGCGCGGAAUCCCUGCAGCACAGGACAAGGAGGGGGCAUCGCAACAUGGAAACAGCCCGCAGUGAAGAUGGAGGAACGCCUGCGAACCAGGGCGUGAUGGCAAACGAAGAACAGCCGCAGGAUGAGGGAAGGCCAGAAGUAGCUUCUACUCUGGAAGACAAGGACACGUUAGGGAACGGGGGAAAGACGGAAGAUGAGGACGGGCUGAGGGAUAAGGACAAGCCAGAGCAUGAGGGAAAGGCCCAGGGAGGAGGAGAGGCAGGGAGAGAGGGAAAAGCGGAAGAGGGAGGCAAGUCAGAGAGCUUGGGCAAGCCAGAGAGUGAAACCAGGGCUGCAGCAAAGCGCCCGCCUGAGGACGACGUACCCAGGAAAGCCAAAAGAAAAACCAACAAGGGGCUGGCUCAGUAUCUCAAGGAGUACAAAGAGUCCAUACACGAUAUGAAUUUCAGCAAUGAGGACAUGAUCAGAGAAUUUGACAAUAUGGCUAAGGUGGAGGAUGACAGGAGAAAAUGCAAACAGAAGUUGGGAGCUUUCGUGUGGAUGCAAAGAAAUUUACAGGACCCCUUCUACCCGAGGGGCCCAAGGGAAUUCAGGGGAGGCUGCAGGGCCCCGCGAAGGGACAUUGAAGACAUCCCUUACGUGUAGUAAGAUUUGCUAGGUCCAGUUCUUUAACCCUAUGCUACUACUUGGCUUUAGAUGCCCUGCCUUUUGACCCAAGUGCAGUGCUUGCUCUGUUUCAACAGGGAAUUUACCCCAUGGGCAUUGCAAAGAUGUGAUGAUUCUUGGAAAAACAAAGCAGUUUAUAAUGUCAUCUCCAGAAUUUAUCUAUUUUGGAAAAAUCGUAAGUUUAUAAAGUACAUCCAAGUAUGGGAAAAAUAGGAAGUUUUGAUCACCAAAAGGUUAACUGAUUUUCUGAAUUAUGAGCUUUUGAGUGAUUUCAUUUCUUUGUUUCUACUCAUCUGUUUAUUUUUUCCUAAUGAACGCAGUUCACAUUUCUCCUCCAAAAUAAUAAAAAAUCAGAAAAGUUCAAAAAAUGAAAA